CCUAAUCAGAAUCAGCUGCCACCGUACGAUGAAAGCCAAUUAAAACACAUAAGAAAUCCUGAAGGUUGGCUCCCUCUUGAACUUAAAAAAUACAGGACUAAUUGGCUGAUCAUGGUCAAGGAUGAGCCGUUCCUCUAAUCCUCCAAUCCCGCAAUUUCAACUUUUAAAAUGAUUGAUCAUCUCGCAUGCAUUCUGAGUCAUAAACAGUGGAUUAAUUUUGAUGAUUAUAACAAAAAUCUUACUUUAAUUCUAUAAAUACUUCCUCUUAUCAGAAAAGAGAGCAGCAGCGUGCCUCAGAAUUUUGCUUCAAUGGCUCAGCUAUGCUAUUUCAUAACUGUUGUGUCUCUUCUGCUCUUUCUUCAAUCUGAUUCCUAUGCAGAAGCUGGAACCAUUGGAGUCAACUAUGGAAGGCUAGGGGACAACCUCCCACCUUCAACCCAGGUUGUGGCGCUGUUGAAAUCCAGAAACAUAAACCGACUUCGUCUUUUUGAUCCGAACCUAGAUGCCCUUGAGGCUCUUCAAGGCUCUGGGAUUGAAGUUGUCCUUGGAACACUAAACCAGGACCUCCCACAACUCGCCGCCGACCUCUCCUUUGCCAGAAGCUGGGUCAGUACCAAUGUGAUUCCAUACUCUCAAACUGUCCGGUUCAGGUACAUAUCAGCUGGAAACGAAGUCAUCCCUGGGAACUUAGCAGCUUAUGUGUUUCCAGCCAUGCAGAAUCUCGAUCAGGCCUUGAGAGAUGCCCAACUCCCAUACAGUAUUCCCGUAAGUACCAGCGUUUCCACGGCAGUUCUUGGAACUUCAUACCCUCCUUCACAAGGGGAAUUCUCCAUGGACAUAGACCCUAUAAUGAGAUCCAUAACAAAAUUCUUAGCAGCAAAUGGAAGCCCUUUUCUCGUCAAUGUGUACCCCUACUUUUCAUACAUAAAUGACCCAGUAAACGUCCCAUUGGACUACGCCCUAUUCAAUAGUAGCCGGGUGGUUGUGAGGGAUGGGGAGCUUGAAUACAAGAACCUGUUUGACGCUAUCACUGAUGCCACCUACACAGCCCUGGAGAAGGCCGGAGGGGCCUCUGUGAAGGUGGUGGUGACGGAGAGUGGGUGGCCUUCCAAUGAAAAUGGUCAGAUUGCAACCAUUGAAAACGCAAGGAUGUAUAACAACAACCUGGUAGCACACUUAUCAGGAGCAAAAGGGACACCGAAGAAGCCAGGGGAGAGCAUAGAGGCUUAUGUGUUUGCCAUUUUCAAUGAGGAUCUCAAACCCAGGGGAACAGAGCAGAACUUUGGCUUGUACUACCCUAAUAUGACAGAGGUCUAUCAUGUUGAGUUCAUUAAUUAGAUGUGCAUAUUCUUGCUCUGUAUUGCCCUUGGAUUAGUUUGAAGUAUUGGGUCUUAUCAUGUUGACUCCAAACCACAAUUAUCAUUGUUAUUUGAUCAUAUUUUACGAUAAAUGUUUCAAUUACAUGAUUUAUAAUAAAUUUUAAAUUACUUUUAUCAAAUAACUUUUAAUAUUUAAAAAUAAAAAUUAAAUAAUAAAUUUUAAAUUAAUACAUUAAAUAUAAUUUAACUUAAAAUCAUUAAAUAAUAUGUAUUAAGUUUUACCAAAUACUCAUUUAUUAUGAUGGUAUUUUGAUAAAAUUAAAUAUUAAAUAGAAGAAUUAUGCUUUAAACCAUAAGGAGAGGUAUAAUUGAAGUAUGAAGCAGUAAAAAUUAUAAAUUAGUACAAA
Messenger RNA from Vitis vinifera (wine grape), 1726 nucleotides. Its product is annotated as putative glucan endo-1,3-beta-glucosidase GVI. The transcript has 2 exons. The record is from RefSeq and is a predicted model, not a curated record. Gene Ontology annotation, cellular component: plasma membrane. NCBI's taxonomy places the organism in Eukaryota, Viridiplantae, Streptophyta, Magnoliopsida, Vitales, Vitaceae. Gene Ontology annotation, biological process: carbohydrate metabolic process. Gene Ontology annotation, molecular function: hydrolase activity, hydrolyzing O-glycosyl compounds. Bases 310 to 1338 code for a protein of 342 amino acids.